AUGACUAUUGAUUUACCAUCAUUAGUACCAGGUAUAGGUCAUGAAUUACGCUCAUUACGCCCAUUCUCAUCAACAAGAUAUAAUAUUGUCGCAUCACACGUAGAGAAAAGACUUGCUGUGUUAAAUAAAAUUUACUCACCACUUAUGAUUUAUCAUAAAGAGAAACUUGAUUGGGCUAAACUUAUCAGAUCCGGAAAGGUCUGGGAAAAUUAUUUUGGUCCAUUUGAAUGGCGAGAAAAGGAUUAUGAAUUUCGAUCAAAAUAUGCUGAUGUAUUGAAAGAAAUUGAUGCAUUCAAAGACUCUAAGAAAGUUACAGCUGCAAACUUUUUACAAAGUAUGACUGCUAGUUUUACACAACAAAGUUGUGCAUUGGAAGGAAAUAAAUUAGGGAUAAUAGAUACGCAAAAAAUUUGGAAUUCACUGAAAAAAAAUUAUAAUUUUGAUAAUAUUAUGACAAAUUGGAAUAUACCAUUACCUGCACCAAGCUCUCUUUCUGAUAAAGAAGAAAAUAAAGUUAUUGAAAUCCGGAAUCAUCUAAUUGCAACUUAUUAUCUUUAUAAUACUUUGUAUGUGACAAAGAAAAAAAUUGAUUUUGACGAAAUAAAAAGAAUUCAUCAAAUUCUUUUAAAAGGUACACCAAUGGAGAAUGUCCAAUUAAAUGAUUAUGAUUUUUGUGAGGAUAAAUUUCAAAGAGAGUUUAUUCUACAUAGUGGAAAAUUUCGUAAAUUGAGUGUAGAUUCAUGUAUUUCUAAUGAUGUAAUUCAUCCAUUUCCCAUUGAAGUACCUGCAUUGAUGAGAAGUCUUUUACUAUUUAUAAAUUAUGGUAUUCCUGAUAAGAUUCACCCUAUUAUGUUUGCGUGUCGUAUACUUUCUGCCUUUCAUCAUAUUCAUCCAUUUAGUACUGCCAAUGGACAUGUUGGUCGUUUAAUUAUGGCACUAUAUCUCAUCCGCAAUGAUUAUCCGCCUGUUAUUUUCCAUCAAAUAAAUCAAGAGGAAUAUAAUUCUACUCUAUUAAUGUCACAAGGAGAAAUGGAUUCAACUUCGUUAUAUGCUUUAGCGGUAGUAAAUAUUCUUAACAAUUUUAUAAAGAUGCACACAACAUGA
Rhizophagus irregularis DAOM 181602=DAOM 197198 is the source of this 1104-nucleotide messenger RNA. RefSeq lists its product as uncharacterized. Lineage: Eukaryota; Fungi; Glomeromycota; Glomeromycetes; Glomerales; Glomeraceae. The record is from RefSeq and is a predicted model, not a curated record.